AUGAAGUGGUGUACAUUUGGUGUAGGCUCAUUAUUGGUGGCUAGUAAACUGGCUAAUGGGUUUAACUUGCAAAGUCCUUUUUCGUUGCAUGAGGGCUUUAAGGAGGCUCUAAUGGAUUUAGACGAUUCAUUCACGCAGGGUGUUGGGCAGACGUUUAAGUCGUUUAGAGAUAUGGAUGGGAUUGAGAUAUUGAAGUCGGAACACGAUUCUAGAUAUUCUUUGCGAGUUAAGAAGCAUGACCCUUCAAAAUUAGGGAUUGAUACGGUGAACCAAUGGUCGGGAUAUUUAGAUGUUUCUGAAAAGAAGCAUUUUUUCUAUUGGGUUUUUGAAAGUAGGAACGAUCCAAAGAACGAUCCUGUUGUGUUGUGGUUGAAUGGUGGGCCGGGGUGUUCUUCUUUUACUGGCUUAUUUUUUGAACUAGGACCUGCUAGCAUUGGUGAAGAUUUGAAACCAAUUCAUAAUCCAUAUUCUUGGAACAAUAACGCGACGAUAAUAUUCUUGGAGCAGCCAAUUGGGGUUGGGUUUUCUUAUGGUGAUACGACCGAUUCAACGGCUUUGGCUGGUGAAGACGCAUAUUAUUUCUUGGAUUUAUUCUUUAAGAAGUUCCCUGAUUGGAUUAAAAAUCCGUUCCAUAUUGCAGGUGAGUCUUAUGCUGGUCAUUAUAUCCCUCAGAUUGCACAUGAAAUUAUUAAGCGUAAGGAGGAUACAACUGGUACCGAACCGGCUCCUAUUUUUAACUUGACAUCUGUUUUGAUUGGAAACGGUGCAACUGACGCAAAGACCCAGUAUAAUUACUAUGAGCCAAUGGCUUGCGGAAAGGGUGGAUAUCCUGCCGUUUUGGAGCCGGAGCAAUGUGACAAGAUGAAUUCAUCUGCUUCUACAUGUGAGACCUUGAACAACCUAUGUUAUAUGACCAAGAAGAGCAUUCCUUGUAUCGCGGCGGGAGCAUACUGUGAUCGUUUUGCAUUCAAGUAUUAUUCCGAAACGGGUCUAAACCCAUAUGACAUUAGAAAAGAGUGUGAAACCCCCGACGGCGGUCUUUGCUAUAAAGACAUGGAAUACAUAACUGACUAUAUGAACCAGGCGGAAGUUAUUGAAGCAUUAGGUUCGGAUGUAAGUUCUUAUGAGAGCUGUAGCGAUAAAGUUAUGGCAAGAUUUACACUAUCAGGAGACUCACACAAACCGUACUAUCAAUAUGUUGCCCAACUCCUUGAUCGUGAAAUUCCAGUGUUAAUUUAUGCUGGUGACAAGGACUUCAUCUGCAACUGGCUUGGAAACAAGGCUUGGACUGAUACUGUGGGCUGGAGACAUACUUACAAGUACAGGACUUUGCCAUUGAAGUCAUGGGUUAACAAAGAAACCGGUGAAGCGGCAGGGGAGGUAAAGAGCUAUGGUGCUUUAACAUUUUUGAGAGUGUAUGAUUCCGGUCAUAUGGUUCCAUAUGACCAGCCAGAAAAUAGUUUGUACAUGUUCAACAACUGGAUAUCUGGUAACUACAACUUGGAUUAUUCUCUCGAUAAAUGA
This is a messenger RNA of Eremothecium cymbalariae DBVPG#7215, 1524 nucleotides long. It is a transcript of the gene ATG42, whose product is annotated as carboxypeptidase C. The transcript has a single exon. Gene Ontology annotation, molecular function: serine-type carboxypeptidase activity. The record is from RefSeq and is a predicted model, not a curated record. Gene Ontology annotation, biological process: proteolysis. Gene Ontology annotation, cellular component: fungal-type vacuole. The coding region runs from base 1 to 1524 and encodes 507 amino acids. Lineage: Eukaryota; Fungi; Ascomycota; Saccharomycetes; Saccharomycetales; Saccharomycetaceae.